Messenger RNA from Nilaparvata lugens (brown planthopper), 3254 nucleotides. RefSeq names its product H(+)/Cl(-) exchange transporter 7. Gene Ontology annotation, molecular function: voltage-gated chloride channel activity. The transcript is spliced from 21 exons. Gene Ontology annotation, biological process: transmembrane transport; chloride transport. Gene Ontology annotation, cellular component: intracellular membrane-bounded organelle; lysosomal membrane. Bases 339 to 2666 code for a protein of 775 amino acids. Lineage: Eukaryota; Metazoa; Arthropoda; Insecta; Hemiptera; Delphacidae. The record is from RefSeq and is a predicted model, not a curated record.
ACUGUUCAGUAUAUAUAUUUUGACACAGUUGAUCGAUAAAAUCAAAGCCAAGAUCUAAAAGGCAACUUGGCAGAACCUCCAUCACCUAAAGAACUUGAAAUCAUGUGCCAAAUUGAAAUGUCAUUCAUUUCAAGGGAACUGAACUAGAAGUGUAUUUUUUAUUUAAUGUCAAGUUUGUGAUAAUAGUUGAGAAAAACUAACAUUCAUCUGGAUGGAUGGGAUUUGCUUCAUUAAUGCAAGCUUUGUGCUGAAGAAGGGUGGGUGAUGAUAGGUCGAGGCGCUCAGCAGUUUGAUGAUGUCAGGCCUAGUUCGAUUCUGAGAGUAACCUUCCUUCCAGCAUGAGGGAUGGGUCUUUGGAGGCCCCCGAAAUUAAUCCCUCAUCGUCUGCGAGCACGUCAUCUUCUUCUCGCUUGCGCACUGUCAGGGCAAAAUCUAGCUCGCUAAGUUUCAUCUCGUCAAAGUAUGAGAGUUUAGACUACGACACGUGCGAGAAUCAGCUACUUGUUGACGAGGAAAACACAAGAGGUUAUCCCUACAUUAUCCAAACUGAUGUAGCACGAUGGUUCGUGUUCUUUCUGAUUGGAUUCCUAUCUGCAGGCAUUGGAGUGUUUCUCGAUAUAGCCAUCUCACAAAUCGCAGACUUCAAAUACGGUGUGCUCAAGCAUUAUAUGGACGAGUGUGUACAAGAGAAGUGCUUCUAUCUCACUUAUAUGCUAUGGUUGUCCUUUGUAAUAUUUCCAGUUCUCGUAGCAUCGAUAUUAGUAGUUUACGUAGAGCCAGCUGCCUCGGGGAGUGGCGUGCCAGCAGUGAUAGCUUACCUCAAUGGAGUCAAAAUGCCUCAUGUCGUAGAAUUUAAAGUUUUAGUUGUGCGCGUAUUUAGUACUAUUGCAACUGUAGUGGCAGCUCUAGCCGGAGGAAAGGAGGGCCCGAUGAUACAUUCAGGUGCUAUAGUGGGAGGGCUACUGGCGACGUUCCACCUGCCGGGAUGCGAUUGCACGGAUUCAGUCUUCCACUAUUUCCGCGAGGACCACGAGAAGCGCGACUUUGUCGCUGGGGGCUCUGCUGCAGGGGUCGCCGCUGCCUUUGGGGCGCCUGUUGGUGGAGUGCUAUUGAGCUUAGAAGAGGGAACAAGUUUUUGGAGCCUCUCGUUAAUAUGGAAAAUAUUUCUAUCAUCCAUGGUAGCAACUUUCACUCUUAAUUUAUCGCUAAGUGCUUAUGAAGGACAUCCAGGUCAGCUAACUCAUCCUGGUCUGUUAUUUUUUGGAAAGCUGAACGAUUCGAUAACAAAUUACGAGCUUUUUGAGCUUCCUAUAUUUAUCGGGAUGGGAGCCAUAGGCGGACUCCUGGGGUCUGUUUUCGUCGCAAUCAACAUGAGGCUGGCUGUUUUUCGCAUGAAGUUUAUCAAAAACAAGUGGUGUAAACUUCUGGAAGCGCUUCUAGUAGCAUUUCUCACUGCCACUUCAGGAAUAGUUUCAAUUUAUGCACUCGACUACUGCCACCCAGUAACUGAAACAAGCCCAAAAUACGCUGUCAAGAUGUUUUGUAAAGACAAAGAGUUCAACGAACUCAGCUCAUUUUGGUUCCAAAGAGCAGAAGACACAUUGAGAUCUCUCUUCCACGAUCCGAAAGGUUCUUACACGAGUGUGCCGCUGUUUGUAUUCUUCUUGCUGUACUACACAAUGUCAAUAGCGACGACCGGACUCAGCGUCUCAGCCGGGGUGUUCGUUCCCUCCCUGCUGGCUGGUGCAUCAUGGGGUCGAUUGAUUGGCAUCGGCAUAGAAAACUUUUUUCCAAAUUCGGAAUGGGCUGAGCCAGCAAAAUACGCGGUGAUAGGUGCGGCGGCACAUCUUGGCGGAAUCUGUCGGAUAUCAAUCAGUUUGACUGUGAUGAUGAUCGAAGCCACCGGCAAUAUUACGUUCGGGCUGCCCCUCAUGCUCACGUUGAUCACAACCAAAUGGAUCGGAGACCUGUUUACUGAGGGUAUCUACGAGAUGCAAAUCUACCUGCUGGGAGUUCCCCUGCUGCCAUCAGCUCCGCCUCCUCUGUCCGCCAACAUCAAAGCAACUGACCUGAUGAGUUCGCCGGCCGUUGUCUUCCCCUCCAAGGUGCGCGUCGGUCGCAUCAUCGACACACUCGAGAAUGUGCCUCACAACGGAUUCCCCAUUGUCGACACCUCCUUCACCUCCACUCAGGUUUAUUGUGUCAGAUCAACAAGGGGUGUUUUAAAAUCGGUGGGCCGCUUAAGAGGCCUUAUUCUGAGAUCGCAACUCAUUGUUCUGUUGAAAAACAAAUCCUUCAAUGAACCACCUCCUGCUAAUAGUGAAGAUUUGAGGAAAAAGCUACGCAUGUUCCGUGAUGCCUAUGCUAAGAAUCAGACCUUGGAGCUACGGAAUGGAUGGAUUGAUAAUGUCAAGAUUACAGAAGCUGAAUACGAGAAAGUGCUUGACCUUAAACCAUACAUGAACCCAUCACCUUAUACUGUAAAAUAUGAUGCCUCCUUACCUCGGAUAUUCCGCUUAUUCCGUGGCCUUGGACUUCGACACGUCGUCGUCCUUAAUGAUAUAAAUGAGGUUGUUGGUUUGGUAACGAGAAAAGAUCUUGCCAGAUAUCGCACUUGGAGACACGCUGGUACAAUGGGCCUCAAAGAGUUGAGAGUAAGAGUAUGACAAGCACUUCACCUUGGAGGUCCGUCGGAUCGGAGCUUGCAGCCGACUGCGCUGCAGCAUCGAUGCGGGGACAUAGCGGACACCGUUGAAGAGGUGUCUGACGUCAUGUGACAACGCGCCCCGCGGACUGAGCCGCCCCUGGCUCUGAUCCGACUCAACUCCCAGGUAGAAAACACUCCGACAUCGCCACCAGCUACAGAUGUCGCUGCACCGCGGACUCAGUCAUCCCUGGCUUUAAACAGGCUCACCUCCCAGGUAGCCAACACUCCGCCUCCAUCAACAACAGCCACUGAUCUCGCUGCCCCCGGGACUCAGCCACCCCUGGCACAGAGCAGGCUCACUUCCCAGGUAUCCACCACUCUGCCACCGCCAACAACAGCAAGUAAUGUCACUGCCCCCCGGGAUAAGCCGCCCGUGGCUCAGAACAAGCUCACCUCCCAGGUAGCCACCACUCCGCCACCAACAACAACAGCAAGUAAUGUCGCUGCCCCCCGGGCUCAGCCGCCCCUGGCUCAGAACAAGCUCACCUCCCAGGUAGCCACCACUCCGCCACCGUCAACAAUAGCAAGUAAUGUCGCUGCCCCGCGG